This is a messenger RNA of Zygotorulaspora mrakii, 1803 nucleotides long. Its product is annotated as amino acid permease. The transcript has a single exon. Gene Ontology annotation, biological process: amino acid transmembrane transport. Gene Ontology annotation, cellular component: membrane. The coding region runs from base 1 to 1803 and encodes 600 amino acids. The record is from RefSeq and is a predicted model, not a curated record. NCBI's taxonomy places the organism in Eukaryota, Fungi, Ascomycota, Saccharomycetes, Saccharomycetales, Saccharomycetaceae. Gene Ontology annotation, molecular function: amino acid transmembrane transporter activity.
AUGUCUGGCACUGAUAAAAUGGGGGAAACGGUGUAUGAGCUUCAGGAUUACAACGGAGCGAUAGAAGAGGGGGAUUUGUCGUCGAACAAUUCGAGUUCGCAAGGCAAAGCAUACAGGCGGAAGCACUCGUUUGUAACAGGCAAGGCAGACAGCUCGAGCAAUGGGGCGUCCAAGAUAGAUCUGUACGGCUCGCCGGAGCCGGAAAAUGGCAGUGUGUCACCGCUGAGUGAGCUAGAGGGCGAUGACGGAAACCUGGAGGAAGGAAAGGUGACGAAUGCGGAGGUCAAGAGAGAGCUGAAGCAGAGACACAUCGGGAUGAUCGCGCUGGGUGGUACUAUCGGCACCGGUCUCUUCAUUGGUAUCAGCGCUCCGCUGGAGAACGCGGGCCCGGUUGGUUCCUUGAUCGCGUACAUGUUUAUGGGUACAAUUGCGUACUCGGUGGUACAGUCUUUAGGAGAAAUGGCGACGUUCAUACCGGUUACUUCAUCGUUCACUGUAUUCUCGUACAGGUUUCUGUCGCCGGCUUUCGGAGCGGCAAAUGGUUACAUGUACUGGUUUUCUUGGGCUAUUACAUUUGCAUUGGAGCUGUCAGUUGUGGGGCAAAUCAUAGAUUUCUGGACUAGUGCUGUGCCAAUGGCUGCGUGGAUCAGUAUAUUUUGGGUGCUCCUUACAUUCAUGAACAUGUUUCCGGUCAAAUACUAUGGUGAAUUUGAAUUUUGGAUUGCAUUUAUCAAAGUCAUUGCAAUUGUCGGAUUUAUCAUUUUCGGUCUUUGUAUUGUGUGUGGGGCUGGCGUUACUGGUCCAAUCGGUUUCCGUUACUGGAGGAAUCCAGGUCCUUGGGGGCCAGGUAUUAUCUCCUCCGAGAAAAGUGAAGGGAGAUUUUUAGGCUGGGUCUCUUCUCUUAUCAAUGCUGCAUUUACUUAUCAAGGUACGGAAUUGGUUGGUAUCACGGCAGGUGAGGCUGCCAACCCAAGAAAAUCCGUUCCAAGAGCCAUCAAGAAAGUUAUUUUUCGAAUUUUAUUCUUUUACAUUCUUUCCCUAUUCUUCGUUGGUCUAUUAGUACCUUUUAAUGACCCAAAAUUGGAUAGCGAUCAAUACGCAUCAGCAUCUCCUUUUAUUAUCGCAAUUCAAAACUCUGGAACCCCAGUUUUGCCUCAUAUUUUCAAUGCUGUUAUUUUAAGUACCAUCAUUUCCGCUGGUAAUUCAAACAUUUAUAUUGGAUCUCGUAUCAUGCUGGGACUUGCGAAAAAUGGUCUAGCGCCAAAAAUCUUCAACAGAGUUAACAGACACGGUGUUCCAUACGUUGCAGUGGUUUUUACAGCAUUAUUUGGUGCUCUAGCAUAUAUGGAAACUACUACUGGUGGUGAGAAUGCAUUCAACUGGCUGUUAAAUAUUACCGCCAUUGCGGGCUUUUUCGCAUGGCUUUUCAUUUCCUUUUGCCAUGUUAGAUUUAUGCAAGCACUGAAGUUCCAAGGUAUUUCUCGAGACGAUUUGCCCUACAAAGCACAUUUCAUGCCUUAUUUGGCCUACUACGCAAUAUUCUUCAUGGUCAUUAUUAUUAUCAUUCAAGGUUUUACUUCUUUUGCACCAGUCUUCUCAGGUGUGGAUUUCGUAGCCGCAUAUAUUUCGGUUUUCCUUUUCAUAUUCGUUUGGGUCUUAUUUCAAAUAAUUUACAGGUGUAGAUUUAUCAGAAGGAUUGAGGACGUCGAUAUCGAUACGGAUAGAAGAGAUAUUGAAGCCGUCAUCUGGGAUGAACCUGGUCCAAAAACGUUUUGGGACAAAUUUUGGAACGUUGUAGCAUAG